AUGAGGGGUUUGCACGCCCCUUCUCUGACGCAGAAGUUGUACAGACCCUGCGCGCUUCAGUUCAAUCGGCCUCGGCUGCUCCACAGUUGCCCCGUGACAUCUGCCCGUCAGUGUGGAACCCUGCGCUGGACCCGAGAGCAGCAGCAGAGCGUGGAUGUGGACUUGUUGCAUGGGAGUAAAAUCCUCUAUCCUCUGUCCAAAAUGUGUGUUGGAGGUAUCUCAAUGUCCCUCGCCAUUAUCCUGGCUUUACUCAUGGUGAUUAUUGACGUAAAGGCCACGGGAGAGUACUGUCAUGGCUGGUUGGAUCCCCAGGGAGUGUGGAAAGAGGGUUUUCAGUGUCCGGAGAAGAUAGAUGGAGCAGACUCGAUCAUCUGCUGUGGGAAAUGUGAGCUGCGCUACUGUUGCUCCAGCACCGACGCACGCCUGGACCAGGGCAGCUGCGACAACGACCGGCAAACUCAGGAGCCCAACAACGGCAAUAAAGAGGGCAAGGAUUCUGGAGCAGUGCCCAUCUACGUGCCCUUCCUGAUCGUGGGCUCGGUGUUCGUGGCCUUCAUCAUCGUGGGCUCUGUGGUGGCUGUGUGCUGCUGCCGCUGCCUCCGUCCCAAGCAGGAGCUGUCGUCAGGGGCAACAGGAGGCGGGACAAGCGGUGGGCGCAUGCUGGAGACCAUCCCCAUGAUGUCCAGCAGCAGCACGUCCAGAGGCUCCUCAUCCCGACAGUCCAGCACAGCCACCUCCUCCAGCUCCUCUGUCCCUUCUGCCCCCCGCCCCGCUCCCCCUGCCAUGAUGCGGGCGCAGGCCUCCUGCUGCCUUCCUCCAGACGCCAGUGUCUUUGUCAACAUGCCCACCAACUUCUCCGUGCUGAACUGCCAACAGGCCACACAGAUCAUGCCUCAUCAGGGACAGUAUCUGCACCCACAGUUCAUCGGGUACGCUCACCCCGUCUCCCCCACGCCCACGUUCAUAGACUCUCAGGGGGGCUACAGGCAGCUACAGUCCCCCCUUCCUCCCCACAAUAUGGGAUCCAGUGUUACGGGAGACCAGAAGUUCCCCCCAGUUACUGUAUGA
Knipowitschia caucasica is the source of this 1068-nucleotide messenger RNA. Lineage: Eukaryota; Metazoa; Chordata; Actinopteri; Gobiiformes; Gobiidae. The record is from the annotation of a GenBank genome assembly.